CUGACUUGGGACAUCGAUGAUAACAGUGUCGCAACAGAAAUAUAUCAGUGCGGCCUAUAAUAAUUUUUAUUUUAAGAAUUUUAAUUAGACGGUGCAAAAGGGAGAAACAAUACUAGUGCCGACUGUUUUGCUUCGUUGGCGUUGCACGUAUUGCACGCAACUUCGUUUUGGAACCGCACGUAAGGACACGAUGUAUCUUCUGGCGGCAUGCGUGUGUCUGAUGUCGGGAUUCGUGGUUAGUGGCACACGAGUCGUGACCGAUAUCAAUCCCAACUAUGUGAGCACCGAAGGAGGAGCCAGGAUUACAAUUGUUGGAUCAGGAUUCACGCACGACCUGUUCAACUUCGGUACGGAUAAUGAGGAGAAGAGUGUUGAAGUCAACUUUUUCAGUGCGGACGGGAAGAUCGUCCCCUGUGACAUCCACAAGGACGGAUGUACCAUGACUCAGAUCACCUGCUACACCAGAAAGAUGGAACACGACGUUCCGUACACGGUGUCCGUGAAGGUGAACGGACAGCUGGUGACAGAACUGUGUACCGCUACCCCAGAAAACUGUGUGGUUCGGGGUGCCUGGUACUACACACCUAGAAUAAACGACCUCAACCCUCAGAGCGGAAAGCCAGGUAACGUUAUUUUGACGGUGUACGGUCGCAUCAUCACGGAACGCUUUGGAAGUAACUCAGACGUCAGUUCCAACGGACGAAAUGAGGCAAUCCUCAGAUCCUAUACGACAAGCAACUGUGAACUGAAAAAUGGAACAGAAAAGACGGAUUUUUACGGCCUGUACAUCGACAACGACCUGAGCGGGUACCUGAAGUGCAAGCCCGAGGGCACGUUCGUUGGCAACACCAACUACACAUUCCUAGUGGAGGCUCCCUUUGGACGGAGUGCUGCAGAAUGGAACGUAUCCCGCGUCUCGAGGACUGACGACAUCUACAUGAUCCAGUUUUAUGCAGACAUCUCUAGCCUGAGCCCAACUCAGGGAGGCACGGAGGGUGGCACGCUGCUUACAAUCAACGGCGACUUAUUUGAGACAGCAGGACCUCUCUCCACUUACAGACCUCUAGAAGUCUACGUCGGAGGGGAGGAAUGCAAGAUCCAGGAAGUGGUGAAAGACAGCUAUGUAACAUGCCUUACCCCUGCCAAGCCUGUAGCCAAGUCUGUGUACAGAGGAAACAGAGGUGUCACUGUGGAGGUGUUUGGCACCAGCACGUUCACCAGCAACGCAGACGCUAUCUCCUCGACCGCUGCACCAAGCGCCAACCUUCACCUUGAUGAGACGAGGCUGUGUGGUGGCGCGCACUCCGACAAGUGGCGCCGCAUGAAGGGAAUAUUUGUCGCCGCAUGGGAUGGAAAGUUCCAGUUCCAGAUGCAAGCGACACCUGGCGGUGCGGUCAAGGCUGAUGGGUACAACCUUCUUGAGACAACGGGAGCGGUGGCAUACGGGCAGUUGAUGGACUUGAAAAAAGGCGAUGAGGUGCCGUUUGUGGCAGUGGCAGCCCCGUCCACGGACCCGGCCGCUUGUGCUGAGGUGCGGAUGGCUCACAUGAAUACCAAGUUCAGCAACAGCAUGAUCGGACGUGCAAUGGACGAGAAACAAAGAUUGGUGUUCACAUCUACUGUCGUAAACGAAGUACAGACGGUAUCCCUGAGCGUCAGUAAGCGUGCUGCUACCCAAGAAAAGCAAAAGAUAUGUGACCCGGCUGGGGAGAGUUUCCAGCUCUGUAUCUACAAUGUGUGCACAGAAUCUGCCACAUUUUCCGCUGGUGACAUCGCUGAGAAGCUGAACAAAUUGCCAUUCUUGGCCAGUGGGGAGACCUUCACGGCAACAGAAAACGCCAACUGCAUUGACAUCUUGUUCCAGUCAGAACGAGGCAACAUACCCCAGCUAGAGGUCGUCAUGUCAGGGUCAAUGUCCGUCUCCACGGUGACAGAAGGUGCUGCCAGUGGCAAUGUGUUCUCAUUCAUGUUCAAUGGAGUCCCUAGCCAGCCUAUCACUUACAAUGCUACGGACACUGCAGCCACGGCAACCGCAAUGCAGACUGCCUUGAAGGAGAUGUUUGGUGUGCGAUGCCCAACUAAGUUCAUUACCCCAGUGAAUGGUUUCUAUGAUGGUUUUGAGAAUGGCGCAACGGGAACCACUACUGAAGUGGCUGCAUUCUGCGGGCGAUACUCCCUCAUGAAUACGGAAAACAUUUACAGCACAGGCGCAGGGAAACUAAUAUCCGGAAAACAUUUUUGCUUUGCUGUGAAAGGCCUUGAUAACAACAAGAUCUACUUGAAAUUUAACGAAAUGCUAACAAACAGAGGAACAUGGACCACCUUCACCCCUUUCCUGGUAGAGAACACUUGGACUGGAAUCAAUGACGAUAACAACACCUGGGUCUACACCUGUGUCAGCCUGGAAGCUGUCUUCAGGAAAGCAUGGCCUGCGGUUAUAAACUACGCCGACUUCACGCUUGUACAGGUGAAACUGGAGAUGACAGAUCCCACCAACGACUUCUAUGUAGACAAUGUCAUGAUCACUAGCAACCCUGUCUUAUCCACUGACAAGUUGACAAAGCUGCGCAUGCCAGGUGCUCAGCCCAGUUUUAUAGAAUCCGAUCCCAAGUUCACCAUGGCCGAUGUCACUGUAACGUAUGAUGUAGCGAAGUCCAACUAUGUGGUUACCAUGAAACCCAAUGAAUGCGGUCACAACUUCAGGCCCUUGACUGUAGAUGAUGCACAGAGUGGGGCUGUAACCAUGACAUCCAGCAGUGUUACUAAAGCGUCCAAUCCCAUCACUGGUUCCUUCACGUUGACCAGCUAUGGAAGGACAUCAGAACCGGUCAAUCCUCAGUAUACCGACAAAGAGAUGCAGUCCGUUCUGGUCCACACAUUUGGCAAAAUGAACGUCGAGCGCACUGCUGACUCCACUUGUGCCAACAUGAAGAUUGACGUCUCCUUCCUCGAGAUGCCUGGAGACCUUGACCUGAUGAAUCUCGCCACCUCGUUUUCCGCCCCCUCCUCUGCUACAGGAUCCAUUGAGCAGCAGGUUCCAGGCCACCUCAGCAUUGUACCCAUACCUGGCGACAUGGUGUUCACACAGCACACAACACCACAGGUGACAGUGUACGUCAAUGGAGUGCCUUCAAAGUGCGCCCUAGCAAAUAACGAUUGCAGCUUCACAUACUCUGCUGUGGGAACCCCAACAGUCACUGGAAUCUCACCCAACACAGGAAAUGAAAAUGUGAUGCUGACAGUAACUGGUACAGGGUUCAGUGGUACGCUAGCUGACAACAAGGUCACAAUUGGGAAUGUUCCCUGCACGGUAACCGCGGCAACAACAACAGAGAUAAGGUGCACGCUGGGUAACGGUCCUUUGGGGAGCUACCCAGUGGUCGUGAGUGUCAGUCCAGUCGGCAGAGCCGUAAACACAGCCUCUAACUUCACAUACACUGCUGACGUUGUCUCCAUUGCUCCAACUAGUGCAGGCCUUGGAGGCAAUAUGGAUCUUGUGGUCACUGGUACUGGCAUCACAUCAGGGGCCACAGUUUCAGUGGGAGGAGUGAACUGCCCUGUGAAAUCCGUACAGGCACCUACCACCAUCACAUGUGUCCUUCCGCAAUUCAGUGACCUUACCAGCACCACAUCCCAGACUGCAGUUGUCGUGGUUACCUUAGGAGGGACGGAGCUGGUUACCAAGCCGCAAUUCACAUACACGCCUCAGAAUUCACAGAUAACCAGUGUCAGUCCCAGUGGAACGCUUGGUGUGGCAGGAAACAACAUCAUUGACAUCACCGGGACCAACCUGGGCACGGUUGGUACCGUGUUCCUGGGUGACAGGCAACUAGAGGUGAUCUCGUACAGUCCCACGGCUAUUCAAGUUCGCACCCCCUCCCCCUCACCCACGGGCGACAACAUCCCUCUCAUGGUUUAUGCAACUGGAAGCCUAGGGGCUGUACUCAAUACAGAACCUGCAGUGCCAGUGUUGAGCAUCCCAUACAAGGUACAGAAGGUGUUCCCGACUAGCGGGUCUUUGAUGGGCGGCACCCGACUGACUGUCGUCGGUUCCGGAUUUGGGACAGUGCCUGCCGAUAUCAAGGCGCAUGUUGGAGACUAUAGCUGCAUUGUCAUGACAACCACCAACACAAAGUUCAUCUGUGAGAUUGAGUCCACCAGUGCUGAAUACGAUAUUACCAACAUGGGCACUACUGGUUUUGGUGCCUACUUCGCGUUCAGCCAGACGGAGCUAAGGAUUGAGGAGGGUGACUCUGUCAGGUGGGCCUGGCAGACUGCUGGCUUCCUCAACAAUGUCCAACAUGGCGUUUACCAGACAGAGAGUCUUUCAAGCACCGAGGCACUUACUGGUGGCAUCUCUAGUGGCAACCAGACUCGCCAAGGCAGUUUCCAGCAUGUGUUCAACUCGGCUGGAACAUACUACUUCUGGAGCGGUUAUGUCGACCAAUGGGAUAUCAAGGAUUACCGCAUGGUUGUCAAUGUUGUUCCAAAAGCUGCCAAGCUUGAACAGUUUGCCAUGUCCAUUGAAGGGGCUGAGCCAGUCUAUGAAACAAGCUCAGGAGUAGCUGAUCCGACAGACAAUUCUGGAUGUGCUACACGCAAAUCUGACAUCAUACCAGGUUGUACCCCUGAGACCCUUACACCCCAAAAUACAGACCGAUUCAACUUCCUGUUUUCAAAGUGCCGCACACCAACCUUAACCGGUGUCACAUUCACCGAUGCUGUCCAAGGCAGCCCCAGAUCGGCAAAGGUGGACACUGCUGUGUCAGUCUCUGGCACAGAAUUUGCCACAGGCGACUGUGCAAAUGUAGCUUCAAUUGGUGGCUGUGAAUGCAUUGUAAGUGGGUCGACUACUACUUCCCUUGUGUGUACCCCGAAUCCCUCUUGUGAGUACGAGCUGGGUGUGCUCCUGCCAGUUAACGUUAACAUCGUCAAUUAUGGUUUCGCAAAGUCAACAAUUUCUUCGGAAAAGGAUCAGAGCCUCGCAUUCCUGCCGUCCAUUCAGUCCAUUAAUCCUUCCUCAGGGUCAAAGAAGGGUGGUACGGAGGUCACCAUAUUGGGAAGUGGGCUAACCAACCUAGAUGCUAUUAAGGUCACUUUCAAUGAUGUAGCAGCCACAUGCACCUCGGUCCAACCCUUGGUAUGCCAGUCACCUCUGUCCAACACUGGUGAUGUUGCUGUAGUAGUGUCAGAUUUCCCAGCAAUAUGCUCAGGUGCAUCUUGUUUGUUCACCUAUGAUGUUGUAAAAACACCAACAGUCACUGCUGUCUCUCCCGCUACGUUGGACGGAAAUGUAAUAACAACUUUGACCAUCUCGGGUACUAGUUUUGGCACAGAUAGUGCAGCUGUUUUUGUUAAGAUAGGAGGGGAAGAUUGCGGGUCCGUUUUAGUCGAGAGUGACUCAUCAGCAACCUGUUCUAUCCGUGCCGUGCCAGCUGGAGCAAACCAGAUCAUAGUCAACGUUGAUGGAAUGGGAAACGCAGAUUCCUCUGGAAAAACUGUCACUGGAACUGCAAGAGCCAGCGUGACACCAACUGCUGGGGCUACUAAUGGCGGCACUAAAUUGACCUUCACUGGACAUGGUUUCAAAGGGGAAACAACUGUUACUACUAACGAUGGCGUAGCCUGCACUGAUGUUAAAGUGGCCAGUCUCACUGAACUGACCUGUAUCUCCGGUCCACAUGCGGCGGGUGCUGUCAACUUUGUGAUUACAUCACACGGUGAAAUGUUCCCAAAUGUAGAGUUCACAUAUGAUGCUAGCCUGGUACCGACUAUCAGCGCAAUCAAUCCAGCCUCUGGGGAUUCUUUAGGGAACCAGCUUCUCACUCUGACUGGAAGUCAUUUCUACAGCGGUCUUGCUGUUACGGUUUGUGGCGGCACAUGCACAGUGAAUACUCAAACAGCAACUGAAAUUGUGUGCAUCACACCAGCCAAGGCAGAUGUCAGUGUGUGUGAUGUCAUUCUUACUGGAAGCGGUGUAACCGCCACGUCUACGACUCAGUACACGUACAUUGAUAAUGACGCGCCCAGAAUUACCAGCCUGAACCCCCAGCGUGGUGGCACAGGUGGUGGAACUACUCUCACAAUUAGCGGGACUGGUCUCAGCGGGGCGACCGUGUCUAUAUAUGGUAAAGAAUGCACUGUGAGCAGUUCUACAGCCAGUCAAAUCGUCUGCUCUACCGGCGCACAGACAGCGUCAGUCCAAGCAGACGUACUGGUCACAGCAGGGGGGAAAAGGGCUGUACCGGGAACCCUCGGUGCAUCAUCCUUCUACUACGUUGAUCUUUACAGCAGUGGCGCCACCUGGGGAGGGGGUCCUGUCCCCGGGGAGGGGGAUAUGGUCGUCAUUCCUCAGGGACAGAUUGUCCUUCUCGAUCAGAGCACAGAAAUCCUGGGCAUGCUUCUCAUUGACGGAGGCCAGUUGAUUUUUGAUGAAAAAGAUCUCACACUGAAAGCAGAGCGAAUCCUGAUUACAAAAGGUGGUAAGCUACAGGUUGGCUCCCCAGAACGCCGCUUCCAACAGAAGGCAGUGAUUGAGUUGUAUGGUCACCAGAGAGACGAGGAGAUGCCAAUCUACGGUACCAAGGUGCUGGCAGUGAGGGAUGGAGAGCUCAACCUUUACGGUAAGGAAAUAAACAACACCUGGACAAGACUGGCAUCAACAGCCAAUGCAGGUGCCGCAACCAUCACUGUGCAGGAUGACAUCAGUGAUUGGUCAGUGGGUGACUCUAUAGUGGUUGCUACCACGGGUGACCAUUUCUCACAGGGGGAGAGUGAGGAGCACCUUAUAUCUGCCAAGUCUGGUCAGACGAUCACCCUGACGACGGCCCUUAAAUUCAAGCAUCUUGGAGUGACAGAAACCUUUAACGGGGUUGAUGGAGCCACUGUGAAGUUUGACUACCGGGCAGAGGUGGGUCUGCUCACCCGUAACAUCGUUGUCCGUGGCAACGAGGACCCGCAGUGGACAAGGGACAUCCAGGCGUGCGCAGCCGGCUUUGACCCCGGUGAGUUUGUCACUCAGACCUGCUUUGAGGGCAGGUUUGGUGAAGAGAAGGGAAACAGCCAGUUUGGAGGCCAGGUGCUGAUCCACCAGACCGAGAAAGACACCCAGGUGGCGCAGGCUCAUCUCUCGUACGCAGAGUUCACAUUCGCCGGUCAGGCCUUUAGGCUUGGCAGAUACCCCAUCCACUUCCACCUUAACGGAAACAUGAGUAAAUCGUUCGUUGAGGGUUGCGCAAUCCAUAAGACGUUCAACCGCGCCAUCAAUAUCCACGGCUCUCAUAACAUUAACAUUCGUAAGAAUGUCGCCUUCAACAUCUUGGGUGGGGCGUUCUUCUUGGAAGAUGGCAUUGAAGUCAAUAACACCUACGACAGGAAUCUUAUCGUGUUUGUUCGAGCUAGCUCCAGUCUCCUUAACGACGACAUAACACCUGCAGCUUAUUGGGCAACAAAUCCUUACAAUACAUACACCAAUAACGUUGCCGUUGGUGGAACCCACUUUGGCUGGUGGUAUCGCAUGAAGGAGUUCCCAGAUGGUCCAUCAUUCACAACCACUUACUGCCCAGUACGUGUGCCCCUCAAAGAACACAGCAACAACGAGGCACAUUCAAACGGAUGGUUUGGAAUCUGGACCUUCGCUGAAUACUAUCCGGUUAAGGGCGGAGCUUGCUCGGGUACAACAGGAGCUGAGCCGGCAGUCUUUAGAGGAUUCAAGGCGUACAACAACGAGAAAGGCAUAGAGUUCGUGGACUUCAGCUCCUUGCAGGUGAUUGAUAGCGUCUUGGUGCAGAAUUCCUUUGCGGGAUACGAAGGAAAACGCGUAAUUAAUGGUGAGAGGAGAAAUCCUGCAACCAGUGCUACCGUCAACAACACACUGAUUGUGGGCAAGUCCAUGCUUCCAGAUGUUCAGAAUGCUUUUGGUUCAACUCAAGCUGGGGUGAUCCUGCCUUACGGUGAGUCGCAACAACUGCAUAAGGUUAAGUUCCUUAAUUUUCCGGAUGACGCUGCAAAUGGGGACUCUGCUGUUGCCAUAAAGUUUACAAAGAUUGAUGGUACGUGCAGUGACAAAUGCGGUGGUUUUAACUAUCAGACAUCAGGCUUACAAUUCGAAAAUACACCCUACCGUAUCCACUUCAGAUGGGCUCAUGAGGGAAUCAUAGAGGACACCGAUGGGUCACUCUGCGGCACACCAAACUCUAAAGUACUGCCUAACUGGGAAACAUAUUAUAACGCUCCCGGUUGUUCCGCAAACUGCACCGGAAAAUUCAAAAAUAAUGAUAUGGAGUUCUUGGAACCUCUAGUAUGUCCGGCCACCGUCAAAUUCCACCGCCUGGCCUUUAACAAUAUUAAACCGGCAUCACUUAAGGGAAAGAAUUUGACCCUGACUAGCCAGCAUGGCUCGAGCGUGGGCUUCUUUCGAGUCAAACGUAUCACACAUAAAGAUGGCUGGAUGGCCGUCCUCAUGGGUGGUGAGACGACGACGAUUACAUUUGAAGGUGCAGAGGAAAUGACGAACAUCUCUUUCACUGGGCAGAUAAACGAGCUGGAGGCUGGUGAUUGUCUCAUCCUCACAUUGAGAGUUCUAGAAAAACCAGAUAUUGUCGCCCUGAAUGGACAAACAGGAAAAAACCAGUCUGCAGCCCAGUUCACCUGCGCACAGGGACCUUCCUCCGGGGACUGGUGGUUCAAUCCGGCCAAUAACCAUGUGGAAUUCGCAGUAACUGGUCCUGCCCGAAGCAAGAGGGGUAGUGUCCGUGUGUUCAAUACUGAUAUCAAGCUGGACAUGAAGAUAGAGAAGUGUUACUUUGCCGGCUGUGUCCCACCAACACCCAAAGACAAACAAGAGCCCCCUACUGAGCGACCCAACCCCUUUAAUCUCUGGAACGAGGAUAUCUGGACGCGUGACCAGGCUGGACUUGUUCGAAGCAACGGCACUGGGGUCAUGCCUGCCACUGGAGAGAAUGUGCUCAUUACUGAGGACAAAUGGAUUGUUAUAAAGACUACUACAGCAAUUGAGCUUGGCACAGUUCGCGUAGAAGGAGGCCUUGAAAUAGACUACAACUCUGAGGGGGUCACGUAUGAGUUCAAGGUCAAAUUCCUCAUCAUCAUUGGGGGUCGCUUCCAUGUAGGUUGGCCUAACAACCCCAUGCUUGGAACAGCCAAUAUUGUGUUGUUAGGCAAUGCAAUGUCACCUGCCUACACCGAGAUCGAAGGCAUCGCCAUUGGGAACAAAGCUAUUGCUGUUUUUGGCGGUCUGGAAUUACACGGUCGAGAUGUCGGCGAGAGUUACACGCUCCUGACGCAGACGGCAAACAUAGGGGACACCAUUCUGAAAGUGACUGGCGAUGACAUCAAACUGUGGAGGGCUGGUGAUACGGUGGUUGUGACAUCUACCUCUCUGAUUCCUACUGAGCUGGAGACAGUGAACAUAGCUUCUGUUGACUCAGCUGCGGGAACAGUUACACUGACAAGUCCACUCAAGUACCAGCAUACAUUUUACUCAGAAACUUUGAACGGUACAAAAGUAACCUUAGCAGCUGCUGUGGGUCAUGUGACAAGAAACAUAAUCAUUCAGGGGGAGAGAACUGACACCAACCAGGCUGGAGGUCGCGUUAUUGCCUCUGUUACACAGGUUACUGUUGGGAGUGGAGCAGAGACACGCACAGGGUACAUUCGUGCCAGGUAUGCCAAGUUUGACUUUAUGGGUCAAGAUGGUUACACGGAGUCCUACGACCCAAGGUUUGCAAUUGCCUAUGUUGCUACGGGACCUGUUAAUGAUGUCAAACCAUCUCUUGUCCAGGGAUGCGCGUUUGUCUCCCUUGACAGCACUGCUGUUGGAGCGUUUGGCGCAACAGAUCUGGAGAUUUCAAACAAUGUGGUUGUUAACCCUGUUGGCAAUGGCAUUGUGACAACUUCCGAUAACACCAGGAUUGAAAACAAUCUGGUUGCCAACCUUUUGUGGACUGGAUCUUAUGAUGGACGCAAUGAGCCCUUUAACAUUCGCUACGAGGCGGGUAUAUACGCCAUAGGCUCGCACGGUCUCCACAUGGCUGACAAUUAUGUAGCCGGCUCAGAGCGUGUUGGCUACAGGGUGCCUGGCCAGGACUGCGAUGACCCCUAUACCCCUGCAGUGCUGAACUACGCUGUGGGCAACCUAAUGGGCUACGGGGUCUUCCCUCCCCCCAAGGAGGACAUUCUGAAACAGAAAGAUACCCAAACAUGCGUUCGAAUCUCGGACAUAGCUGCUUUCCGUAGUAUUGAUUAUGGGUUCUACUACCAGAAUGACCUGAAUGUAAAUCUUCAUAAAAUCAUUGUGGCAGAUAAUCAGGUUAGCAUUUUCCCUAUGGUUAUUGGUCCAAACCCGCUAACCCAUGAAUGUGGUGACCAGAGAGUGGAUGUCACAGACAGCAUUUUGAUCGGGUCGACCGAUAAUUGCGCCAAUAUGCAGUCACCGAGCGGAGUUUACAUGACCAACAGCGGGCAUUGUCGAGGAGAUAAGGGGCCAAAUGGAGCCCGUUUGGGUCUACUAUUCCCCCAGAUAACUGGUGGCGGCAAUGGUGCUCCCUUUAAACCAUGCGGGAACAUUAUGAGUUACAACCCAAUCUGUGGAGGAGGGAGUGUAACAGGAACCGUGUUUGCACACUUUGGACAGUGUUCGUACGCCCUAUCUCUCAGCACUAAUAAUGACGAUCUUCAAUUUUAUUUGUCAUCCUCUUCCAAUCUAAAAGUGGAUGUGGAUGACAACUUCCUGUUGUACUACCCACGACCAACUGUUGGUAAGAUCAACCCAGCGGACUGCGUAGACAUGGACUGUGAUGCCAUGAAGAAGGCCCUGCUGCGAGAUGACGGGACGCUGGCCGGCUCUCCAGCGUAUUUCAUACCCAAGUCUGAGUGGCAGUGGGGCGGGGACCCUCGCAGAGGCCUCAAUGACGCUAGAGUUCCAAAGGACAUGCUUACUUUCCCGAAUGGAACUGUGAUUACAGUGGACCAGCUUGCUCCAAAUGGCAGAGGUAUUUCAAGGGUGGCAGGUCAAUGCACUCUAAAGGGAUCCGCUUCCACAUUUGAGUACUACAAGUGUGCAAAUGUAAAAUAUGAGCUGCUAGUGAUCGAGAGCCUGGACGCGGACACGGAAACCAGACGCCUGUCUCCCGUGGCGAUCCUACAGGAUGGCUACAUUGACCUUAUCAACGGACCUCAGGAUCAUGGAUGGUGUAACGGAUACACAUGCCAGAAACGUGUGUCUCUGUUCCAUGCACUUGUUCGGCCUGGUCUCCCAGUGUCCGUGUACCUAACAAGCGUUCAGCCAGACAAGAUGCGCUACUUCAUGAUGGACGGCCAAGCGGACUCCUGCGUUGUAGUUUCCUUCUACUACCAGAACCCCAACCGAAUUGACGUCUACACAGACGGAGGUAGCCAUUACGAAUUGCCUAAGAACGGCAAGUACGAAACCAAGGGAGGUAAACAAAUCUUCAAACUUCUCAACGAUCCGGGAGUAGACUAUAUACCCACAUGCAGCGAUCCCCAUGGGUCCAACUACAUUGACAGAGAUGCCCGGCUGCAGUACUUUGUCCUGAAAGGCAAUGCAGAGAUUCAGUUGUCUAAAGCCAAUGUGGUCAUUGUAUCCUUCGGCCUGCCAGCUAUGACGGUAGAGGAGUUCUUUGGAGCAAACAUCGUCGAGAACCUCGCUGCUAUGCUCAACAUCCCUCUGGAGAAGGUCCGUGUUGUCAGCAUUGUGUCAUCUGCAGGUUCCGGCCGCAAGCGACGUUCAACCUCGACUCUGGCCGUUGUCUUGGAGAUCGGGGAUGAGCCACCAGCAACUGAUACCUCAUCAAACACUGGUGCCACUGACAACACAGAGCCUGUAGUUGACAUUGCUGACCUUGUGAUGACCGCCUGUCAGGACGGUAGCCUGGACACCAGCUUGAGUACCUCUGGUAUUCAGUGUGAAGAGAUCAUCAUUGGGGGUCAUGUGUACCAGCCUGUAGAGCCCGCUGGUCUGCGGUUCUUGCAGACCCUGAAGCCCUCACAUGAGGGUGUGCCUUUCACCGUGCAGCCAAAGGUCCGAGCAUACGACGACAACGAUAACCUGAUCGACAACAUGGGUAUAGUUGAGGACCCGUGGAAGAUCACAGCAACCCUUCGGGCGGGUACCGGCCACGCCAACGCUGUCCUAGGGGGAACAGUAACAGUGACAACAGCCAAUGGUUGGGCUAACUUCACCGACCUGCAGAUCUCACACAAGGGCAGUGGGUACAUCAUUGACUUUCAGAUCUCCUACCCACUCAGCGCUGCAGCGCUGAACUUAAAAGUCUCGACGGAUCCGUUUGACGUUAUGGCCGUUCCUCUUACGUCAGGCGUCCACUCCAUGACGAUGGACAACAUUGUCACCAAUGAAGUCAUGACAUUGACCUUAGAACUGCGUGAUAGCACCACCAACAAGCCCAUCCCUGACAUUAACUGGCGGGGUCACACAUUCGCGGCUUCAUGCGAUACUCUCAUGGAGUUUGAGGAAGGUUCCCUUACAGGCACACUCAGUGGCCAGUUUGAGCCGAGUACCGGUCAUGUGGCCUUCACAGACUGGCGCUUCACUGGAUACGGCCUUGUGUACAUCAGCUGUCAGGUGGAGUCAGUCCCAGCAGAGUACGACUUCUACUCAUUCCACAAGGUUGUGGUUCUGAGCCCAGCCCAGGACGCCAUCGUCGUAACGGCAAACAGCAUCGUCACUGUGCGCUACAACCUUGACUACGACCUCACAUUGCCUGAUGUGGCUGCAGCCAAGCAACUGGAACAGGCGACUGUGAACUACUUCAACAAAAAAUACCCCGAAAUCAUCAUAAGUGACUCCAGUAUUAGCAAGGGAAGUAUCAUCGUGACAUUCACUGUGGAAGGCAGGACUGCGAACGUGACAAGUGUUCUCAGCAGCAUCUGUACCGACAUCUCAGCCGGGACACCAAUUCAGAUUGCCAGUAACAACCUCACACUUGAUGGUUACAUGCUGGUGGAUGGCACUGAUUACUACUCAUCUUGUACCUCUGAGUCAAAGAAGGAGGGGUUACAUCCGGGUUACAUUGCACUGAUAGUCAUCUUGUGUCUGUUGGUGGUCGCAGCAGUGGUGUUUAUUGUCGUCUAUAAGGUUGUCAUCAAGCCCAAAUCCAAGACACACGACGAGUCUUCACACAACCCAGCUGAUAGGCGAACUGGAUUCUACUACAUAGACAAUGGCCGCACCGUGUUCCUGGCCGCCGGACUGACCGGAAAGCAUGGCUUCUACACGCAGACGCAGGCCGCAGGGCGUCCCGAGAGCUCCGCUCCGCCCAUCACCACCCUGUACGACGAGACCCCCGGCUACACCAUCAUCCGGAGGUCGCCGCUCCCACCCGACACCGAUGCCGAAGUCGCCAUGAAGAGGGCCGUUACCCCCACUGAUUAAACUGGCGAAUUUCGGCUCCUGACAACAAGAUCGUCCUCAAAUGAUUCCUAGAAGAACUGAUACAUUUGAAAAAUGAAAACGAAUGUUUAAAAGUCCAUGAUAAAAGGCGUGCAUAAAUUCUACAAUAUAACUGUUACAUGCUAGCAAGCAGUUAAUUAACAUCUGUCGUACCGUCAAUUAUUGCGUAAAUUAUACAUUAGUUUGAGGACAGUUAAACAUUUUCAAAAUUACAUCUAUGCUGUGGUUUAUCUAAACUGAACCCUAUAUUUUUUAUUCUAGAUGUAUAUAGAUAAGUUUCCCUUUCUGUGAUAUAAUAUAUAUACAUAUAUAUAUAUUAAAGUAGCAAGUAGAAUUUUAUGUAUUUUAUCCUUCACACUUUCUUAUUGAUCCGUCCAUUUUCUUAAAAUCAAAAUGCAGAAUCAAAAUUUUAGAUCUAGACUAUUUACCCAUAGGCUAGCAGUAAGCAAUUAGCCAUUAAUUGAUAAAAAUUGCAACCGAAAAAAAGAAAGAAAAAUAUGAUAAAUGUUAAUUAAUGUAGUCCUGUAAACCGAAUUUUUCCAGUGCAAAAUAGCCCUACAAAGAGAAAAAAUGAUAUUAUAACAUAGAAAAUAAAGUUUGAUACAUUGAUCUUGGAAUUUCUUUAUUAACAAUUUCUUAAAGAACUUUCUCUGGAAGUGGAUUGUAAUAUUGAAUCAGUGUUUACAGAUCUAAUGUGUGAGCUUUUUAUUCAACCUUUUGUGCCUUAGUGACCAUGUGAAUGUCUUUCUAACACCCUUUUUUUCUAAGCACUUGUCCCACCGUUGAGUUCUAUUGCUGCACGAUUACAAUCAACGAUCAUGAACAACAACUGUCAUAAUACUGACAAUAUUAUCAUGAUAAUCUUUCCUCAAAAUCGUUAUUUCGAUCGAUUGUUUCGUUUUUAAUUCAAAUAAUUGUUUUGACCAAAACUAAAAUUAUCUAAAAUGCGUGUGUUUUGUUUUUAAUACAAGGUUGUUUUGUUUUAAUAUUUUGUAACUGGCUUAGCAAAUGUUUUGUUUUAAUCUUUUGUAACUGGGUUACCAAAAUAUUCGACGUGUUCAGGCAAUGCAUUUUUUUCCAAAUGUAUGUAUAUUUUAAAAGAUUUUAAGACAUUCUUCAUUAAGUUUGAAAUAAGUUUAACAUAAGUUAAUAUCUUUAAACAUUUUGCCUGUUUAUAUAAAUAUGUAUGCACUAUACAAUGAGAAUAAACGUUCAAUAACAGUUUAAUGCUUAAUGUUUUGUGUUUUCUAUGUUAGGGCAUUUACAUUUAAGUAUAUACAUUUAUGUAUAUUUUAGACUUUUGUUAAAACUAGUUCUUUAUUUUAUUGUUGUUGUUUUAUUCUAACUUUAGUACAAUCUGAUGCUGUGCGUCUUACUUAAAUAUUAAAUAUAACUCUCAGAAAAUA
This is a messenger RNA of Dreissena polymorpha, 14853 nucleotides long. Its product is annotated as fibrocystin-L-like. The coding region runs from base 191 to 13429 and encodes 4412 amino acids. The transcript has 67 exons. NCBI's taxonomy places the organism in Eukaryota, Metazoa, Mollusca, Bivalvia, Myida, Dreissenidae. The record is from RefSeq and is a predicted model, not a curated record.